Molecule: messenger RNA, 3415 nt
Organism: Fopius arisanus
Lineage: Eukaryota; Metazoa; Arthropoda; Insecta; Hymenoptera; Braconidae
Gene: ine
Product: inebriated
Exons: 11
Coding region: 812-3382 (856 amino acids)
Biological process (GO): sodium ion transmembrane transport
Cellular component (GO): plasma membrane
Source: RefSeq, a predicted model, not a curated record
GGCUUUCGGUGGUGUUCGGCUCGUCUCGGCUCACAAGAGCUCCAUUUACAACAUACCCCUCCCCCCAAUUAUUAUACUCAAAAGUUUUUCAACCAACAUUACCGCUGCAAAUAAUUUCGACCGCCCGAGGGGUGCAACUGAAUUCUCCGCGAGUGAAUUUUCAAUUUGCAAUUUUUCCCUCGAUCCUCGAUGAGGAUGAAUAAUCGAUCUAUCGACCUGGUGAAUGUGUAGAUCACCGGUGUCCCCUCCUUCCCUCUCCUCCCUCCCUCCUCUCGCGAUCACUUGUUGGAAGAUUAUUUUUUUUUACCACUCGUGGAAUCAAAAGUGUUACUCCACGUGUUUUAUCGCCAGUACCGAGUGCUCAUGUCGUGAAAAUGGAAUGACCACUCGCACAAUUGUGCAAUUUUUGGUAUUUAUUGAGGCUGUGUGACCGUGAAAUUGUUGAAUCGCGUCAUGUCCGGUGAUUGCUCAGUUGUAAUGAGGAAUUUGUGAAUAGAUAACCGACAAAUGAUAGCGAGUGAUUAUUCGUGUUGUGGAAUGCAGGAAAAUUCAAAUCUGUUAGCGCGUCGAGACGCUCGUGUACACUUAGUUAAUUGACCUACAUACUCAAUUAUAAAUUACGAUCAAGAGUGAGACGAUUUACUCGUUGCUGUUUCAACAGAUUAAUGGGAGAUCGGGGGGGAUCGGUUGACCGGCCCAUGCAUUCCUAUCCAUUUAUUCUUCUUUUAUUAUUCAUUUUUAUUUGUUAUUAAUUGGAUGAAUUGAUGAGGGAAUUUGGAGGAAUCGGGAGGGAGUGAGUGCAAGGGCUGAGAUGGAGGGAGAUUUUGGUGGAGUUGGGGGGAUUGGUGAAUCGGGAAAAGUGAAUGUACCGAUGAGAUCGGUAAUAAUUAAAGGGAAUAAUGUCCGUAAAAUGAGUACAAUGACGGAAGAGGGAUCUGAGGAUGUGGAGAGGGAGGGGGUUAGUGACUCGAUCUCAAAUUCUGAUGACAGCGAUGACGAAGGGAUGGGGAGGGGUAGACUGUUGAGCUCCGGAAGUGGAAAAAUAGGGACGGAAUCGGUAAGUGGAUUGAAGAGAUCGAGCUCAAGCAGCGAGAGCAUUCGUGAGAAAACCGUCAAGCCAUGUCCAUCUACUUCAUCGGCACCGUAUCCUGGUGGGGUGCAACCCAUUGAUGGAAUCGAGGGAGCGAAAUUGUAUCGAGAUCACUCGGUACACGGGGGGAGAUUGAGUCGGGGAAUCGAACCUGGGGGUCGGUACAAGUACUCCAGCAUGAGGUCGUUGAAGUCCAGUGUUGGUGAUGAGCAUCAUCAUCUUCAGCUGCAGAAUGCGUAUCAGGCGCAGGCUGGGGGGUGGGCUUCUAUCGUUUUUCCUGAGGCACCUGGACAGGCCGCCAGACCUGUUGCCGGUUUUUCCGAUUCUGUCUCCAUCAGGUCGUUGGCGUCCAUCGGGAUGGGAUCCUCUGAUGGCAGGAAACUCACCAUCCGGAGGGUUCCAACGUCUCCGUCGGAGUUACUCAAUAUGGUACAUCCACCGACGCCAGUCGAUGACAUGUCAACCUGCGACAGUUACGAUGAUGGAGUCGAGGAGGACUCGAGGGACUAUCGCCAGCCAAAAAGGCCCCAUUGGGCCAAUAAAGUUCAAUUCGUAUUGGCAUGCAUCGGAUAUUCCGUGGGUCUUGGAAAUGUCUGGAGAUUUCCCUACCUCUGCUACAAGAGCGGUGGAGGUGUGUUCUUGGUGCCGUAUUUUCUGAUUCUAAUUGUUUGCGGAGUUCCUCUGCUGUACAUGGAACUUGCCAUUGGACAAUUUACGAGACGAGGGCCAAUCGGUGCUCUAGGUCAAAUAUGCCCCCUAUUCAAAGGUGCCGGCUUGUCUUCUGUGGUGAUAUCAUUCCUGAUGUCCACUUACCACAAUGUGAUAAUAGCCUACGCGAUAUAUUACUUUUUUACGGCAUUCAAGGCCGAUCAGCCGUGGUCAGGUUGUGACAACUCCUGGAACACUCCAGCCUGCUGGACCCUCGACUCCAGUCACAAUCGCAUUCGUCUCAACACUUCGAGAACACCAUCCGAGGAAUUUUUCGACAACAAGGUCCUGCAGAUAAGUUCAGGAAUUGAGGAGCCUGGAGUACUAAGAUGGGAGAUUGUCGCCUGUUUGGUGGCAGCGUGGGUGCUGGUGUACUUUUCCAUAUGGAAAUCGAUAAAGUCAUCUGCACAAGUCAGAUAUCUAACAGCUACACUGCCAUUUCUAUUGAUAUUCGUCUUUCUGACGCGCUCCCUCACCCUGGAGGGUGCGGAAAAGGGACUGCAAUUUUUUUUCCGACCCAGGUGGCAUUUACUGGCUGAUGCCAAGGUUUGGGUCAACGCAGCUGCGCAAAUAUUUAACUCCGUCGGAAUAGCAUUCGGAUCGAUGAUAUGUUUCGCUAGUUACAAUAAAUUUCAUAAUAAUAUUCUUGUUGAUACAGUGGCUGUGUCAUUGAUCAAUGCAUUCACUAGUCUUUUGGUCGGGAUAUUUGCAUUUGCCACAAUCGGAAAUAUUGCACAGGAGCAGAAUAUGUCGGUUGAAGCUGUCCUCACUGACGGUCCCGGUCUCGUGUUCGUCGUUUAUCCUCAGGCAAUGGCGAAAAUGCCAGCGUCACAAUUGUGGGCUGUUCUAUUUUUCUUCAUGCUCGUUUGUCUCUCCCUCAACAGCCAAUUCGCUAUUGUCGAGGUUGUGGUCACAUCCAUUCAAGAUGGCUUUCCAAACUGGGUGAAAAGUAAUCUUCUUUGUCACGAAAUGCUCGUUCUUAUUAUCUGCACUGUUUCCUUUCUGUUUGGUCUUCCUAACGUGUCGCAGGGUGGAAUAUUUUUUUUUCAACUGAUAGAUCAUUACGCAGCAUCAAUCUCAAUAAUGUUCCUCGCAUUUUUCGAAGUAAUCGCCAUCUCCUGGUUCUACGGUGUCCGAAGGCUCUCGAAUAACGUGAAAGAAAUGACUGGUAGAAUGCCUUCGCUAUAUUUCAGGUGGUGCUGGCUUGUGGCAGCUCCUCUCCUCAUAAUGGCAGUGUGGGUGUUUAGUCUAAUCGAUUACGAGCCACCUACAUACGGAAAUGGAGUGUAUAAGUAUCCCCUGUGGGCAGAAGCACUUGGAUGGGGAAUAGCAUCGCUAUCCCUCAUUUGCAUUCCAGCAUUCGCUGUCUACGUUCUCAUUCGCUCCGAUGGCAUCACUUUUCCUGAGAAACUUCGAAAUGCAGUUAGGCCUCACUUCGAGGCCUGCAAACUCUGCGGUGAGGAAUACUGCACUGAGCCACUCCACAGCAUGGAUGAGGACGUCCUCAAGGAGCCUCUCCACGAAAUGAAUAGUCUGAUUCACCCGAAUCCAGUGAAUUUCAUCCCAAUCAAAUCUCAAAUGUAAUCCACAAUACAUCAAAUAAAUUAUUUAAUCAUA